AUGGCGGCCCGCACGUGGUUGAGUUGUGGCAGAAAAAUGGGGUCCAUCUGGACAGGGAAUGUCUUUGCUCUCUUUAAUCCGCAAAAGUAUUCGAGCAGUGUUGUCCAAACGCAAAAUUACGUCGAAAGGUUCCUUCUUCUGGGCCAUAGGAGUUUGGCAAGUGAUUCUAAUCUAGACGUGGAAACAGAUCGAACUGCAGAUCGAAGUGUUACAAACAAGAACGACUUAAAAAGUAACUCAAAGAAUAAAGGUUUGCCACAAACAAGGCUACUUAAAGUGGCGAUUAUAGGAGAGGCAAAUAGUGGAAAAUCGACGUUAACAAAUUGUUUAAUUGGGGACAAGAUCUCUGCGGUUACAGCAGUCCCUCAUACCACACGUAGGCAGACAACUGGGGUGUUCGUACUCGGCGAUGCUCAAAUAGUACUGCUAGAUACACCUGGAAUUGUAAACAUCCCAACGGCCAGACGGUUGAAAAUGACCCGUGAGCACAUGCGAGCUCCAAGUGAUGCGCUGCAUGACGCUGAUGUUAUAGCUGUUUUAAUUGAUGCUGCUGAUAGGAAAAGGAGUAUGGUAAUUCCCGAAACAAUUCUAACCAACUUGGAGAAUCACACAGACUUGCCGUCAGUUCUGAUCUUAAACAAGAUCGAUGUUGUCAAAGUAAAGACCAGAUUACUUGAUAUAGCCACAGUCUUGGUGCAUGACCGUGAAAAGGAUGAAUGGGGUUACAAAGACGAGGGUGGGUGGAGUGGGUUUGAGCAUGUAUUCAUGAUCUCGGCUAGAACUGGAGAUGGGAUCGAUGAUCUCAAGAAAUAUUUCGCUGUUAAAGCAAAGCCUGCCGAUUGGCUUUUUCCUGCUGAUACAUCCACAGACCAGAACUUUGAACAGAUAAUGCAUGAAAUUUUUAGAGAGAAAAUUUUGCAGUUGUAUGAACAUGAAAUACCAUGGCAGAUCAGGCAGGUAGGUUGUUAAUCUGGACCCUGUGGUCAUCUUUGCUUAUUAAAAAAUCGUGUGAUAGUUUUAUAAAAUAGAUAUCCUGCAAUUUACCAGCACUCCAAGAUGCUAUCAUUUAUGUUCCCAGGGCAAGUGAAGGGUAUGUAAUACUGCAGCCUGGUUAGCUCUGUUUUAGAGUGAUGGACUGUCAUGCAGGAGGUUGAGGGUUCAAAACCCAGCUUGGACAAACACUCAUGGUCAGUGCACUCUGGCCAGAGUCCUCUACAAAGUGUUGUAAAGUGCAUUAGAGCAUAUUUCUAUGGAGAAUGUGCUUUGAAAAUUUACCAUUAUCAUUCUCUUUUACAAAAAUUGCCAAUCUGACAACUUUUAUGUGAUAAUCAAGUAGCAAGUUCAGACAAUUUCUUGCAUAAAGUUUAUGGUCAAAAGUUGUAGUUUGAUAAAUGUUUACCAAAAAUAGUAUUUGAAAUUGCACAAAAUUUCCUUUUCCAUUUUUUUCAACGUUUAUUCUUUUUCUUUAUUUUUGGUUUUUGGUUUUGUUACUCAAUUUUUCUGGUGACCAUGUUAUAAUUUAACCCUUUAACUACCAAGAUCUGAUUCUAGCUACUACACAUUUCAGUAUUUUCUGUGACAUCAAGAGAACAACUUCGACCUGAUAAGUUGGAGUGGUCUCAUCACUUGUUUGCUGUAUUAUGUAUGGAUAUUAUAGGGAGAAGUUACAUAUUUAUCACUUCUGGGAGCUAAAGGUUCAAGGUGCUUGAUUGGUGAAUUAAAAAAAAAACUGGAACUUGGAGCCCUGUUCAUCCAUGAUUUACAUAACAUUUUUGUUUCAUAUCCCAUUGAUCUUGUCACUUUCAGGUGAAUGUAUUGUGCGAAGCCAGAGAGGGCCAUUGGAGAAUUCAUCACAAGCUAUACUGCUGCACAAAGAGCCAGCGGAGAUGUGUAAUGGAAAAAUUGGAACAGUUGAGACAAUUUGUUUUACCAGAUUUAGAAGAUGCUUUGGGUCAGCCUGUGGAAUUGACAGUAGAUGUUUCAUACAGUGCAAAAGUUGGCUUUCAGACACCUCUUCACAGUUACUGAAUAUGAUUUAUAUGAUUUAUAUAAAGCCAGUUUGAAUAACAUGUAAAAUAUAAUUUCAUCCACAGUUCAAUACUUGUUUAAAGGUCUGUGAAGAUGGCUUAUGAAUCCUUUCCAUUUUGAGAACAAUGUUAACCCCUUUGACUCCAAAGAGUGAUUAUCAUCUAAUUUCUCCUUACAAUAUCGUCUCUGAAUGACACAUUAUAGUCAUGAGAAUAAAGAUAAUGAUCACUUACUAAAGAAGCUCUUGAUUAUUAAACAAAUUCUCCUUGUCAGCACAUAAGGAAGAGUAAAGAGAACAGUAUGGAGAAUAUGCAUACUGAUGUUAGGGUGUAAAGUAUAGAUCAGUAUCAUGCAAAUAAACCAAAUCUCUUUUCUUGUACCCUAUAAUCUGCAGUAGUACUAAAUUCAGUCUGUUGUGUCGUCUAGACUCAGUCAAGUUACUCCUUUCAUUGCUAUUGCUCAACUGAAUUUUAUUAAAGAAUCAACAAGCUAUAUUCACAAUACAAUACUAGGAAUCAGUAAUACUACUUUUACAUAGGAAUGUACUUUUACAAUCAUGUACCGAUCGUGUCUUACAGGAUAUAGCGUGACUAUAGAAACGCUUAGGUAACGCAAUACACUUCACAGUCUAUAGAGCACCAUACCUUAAAACUGAAAAGAAAG
Molecule: messenger RNA, 2691 nt
Organism: Pocillopora meandrina
Lineage: Eukaryota; Metazoa; Cnidaria; Anthozoa; Scleractinia; Pocilloporidae
Source: the annotation of a GenBank genome assembly